AUGAAAGCUGCACGUAAACAUAAAAGGCCAGUAGAUGUAGGAUCAAGUGACACAGAAGCAAAGCGAAUACAAUUGUCUUCAGGAAACAAUGAGCCUAGAAUAACAUUAGAACAGUUAAAAGAGAAUGUCGAUAUCACUGCAGCAUAUUAUAAGCCUGAACUUAUGUCAAGUGGUCGAGAAGCAAUCUCAUCCAAGAUUAUCGUGGAAUUCAAGUUAUUGGACAAUGCUAAACAAGAGAUGAGUUUGAGAAUUAUCAGCGAACAUUCCAUUCGGGGUAUAUGGGGCUCAGGAAAAAGCCAUGUUAUUCGUGCCAUGGUCGAAAUUGCUCCAACAGGAAGUGCAGCAGUCUUUAUAGACGGCUACACUAUUCAUGCCUUGACUUUUUUGCAGAAGAGACAUGCGCCUAUCAAGCAACAAGACUUAGAAUUUAUCUGGAGGACGGUCCAGUAUUUAAUCCUAGAUGAAGCUAUGUUAAUGUCAGCUGAGUUGUUGAGCCAAGCAAAAGACAAACCUUUCAGCGGAGUCAACGUCAUUUUCGUGGGCAAUUUAGGUCAACUACGACCCCCAAAAUCUAAUGCACUAUAUACCCCUGCAACAACAAGUACCUUGAAAGGUCAGACAGCAUUGUAUGUUGAUACUGUUGAUGAUGUCAACUUUGCUCGAAGGAUAGCACUGGAUGAAAAUCAUCUCAGUGACUAUGAAGUAUUAAAAACAAGAAUGCUCAAUGAAAUCAAAACUUUUAAAGACGCACCAGUCAUCGUCACACAUAAGUAUUUGAGGGACGCGAUUAAUGAAUCUAAAGGGCGACAAUUUGACAUGUACUGCAUACGAGACAAGAUCAAUGGAAAAGAUGUGAUGCCUGAACAACAACGCAGGCUAUGGAGAUUGCAAACGAGUAACACAAAUGAUGCAAUUGGAAAAUUACCAUUGAUACCUGGAAUGCCUGUAAUGAUUACUGAAAAUGCCGCCACGAGCUGUAAAAUUUCAAAUAGGUUCCCGCUAUGUGCUUUAGUGGACAUCCCAGAGAGAAUAAUACCAAUUUUCGCUGUGACAAACAGCUUUUCAUUCCCUACUGGUGAGAAAAAUUUACCCAUCCUUCCAGGUUGGGCAUUUACUGAUUUCAAAGUUCAAGGAAGUUUCUUACCAAAAGUCGUGGUUGAUUUGGCAGGAGCAAAAUCAUUGCAAAGUAUAUAUGUCAUGCUGUCACGUGCAUCUCGCCUGCAAAGCAUAGCAAUAAUGCGAUGGUUUUCAUCUAAGACGUUACACGCUCAACUUCAAGGUGAUGCGCGUGCAGAAUUCAGUCGCCUUCAUCAUAUUGAGAUGAGUACACGAGAAAAUUAUCUGAGAGCAAAGAACAAUAGGAACGAAGAGGAACAACUCACAGUGUGA
Messenger RNA from Suillus subalutaceus, 1389 nucleotides. RefSeq lists its product as uncharacterized. The record is from RefSeq and is a predicted model, not a curated record. The coding region runs from base 1 to 1389 and encodes 462 amino acids. Lineage: Eukaryota; Fungi; Basidiomycota; Agaricomycetes; Boletales; Suillaceae. The transcript has 15 exons.